AUGUUUGUGUCUCAGCGUCUCUUUCGACGGCGCUUGGUGCUGCCGUCCCUCUGUGGCUUAGUAGUGGCGCUGCUGUUGCCACUGCUGCAGCAGCAACAAACAGCAGACGCGCAGGUGUUGGGUAUCGACGUAGGAUCUGAGUUCAUCAAGGCGGCAGUAGUAGCUCCUGGCAAGCGUAUAGAUCUGGUGCUGAGCAAUACCAGCAGUAGGAAGUUCCCAAAUGCCAUCUCCUUCGUCGAGAAAGACACAUGCGCACUUUCAGAGGAUGCGAUAGCUGAGGCUCACAAGAAUCCUAAGCGAGUUUUUCAGGGCCCAUCGCUCUUCUUGGGGCUCUCUGCUCAGGAGGUAGGAGACCUUGUUAUUGAAGAGGGAGACUCCUCUGAUACUGGAUUGCAGCGUGUAACUCCGAAAGAGGGGUACUGGCCUGGGGGCAUCUCCGCCGCUUACAAUCCAUGGGAAGUGUAUGCAUCCCCCACGAAGGGAGGGUUGCUUUUUAAGGUCAGAGAUGAUUUGCUGCUGCCACCUGAGUCUCUCAUUGCUGCAGUUUUGUCCUAUAUAAGACAAACAGCAGCUGCAGCUGCCCACCUUCCGCCUGCAGUAGUGCUGGGGGCUGUGGUCUCCGUACCCUGCCGGUACACUCAAAGGCAACGGGCAGCUUUGAGAGACAGUCUGGAAAUCGCGGGGUUUAAAGUUGUAGGUUUUGUCUCCCAUGGCGCCGCGGCUGGGGUGCAGCACGCCCUAGACACGUAUGACAGAGCAACAGCUGCAGCAGUUGCAGCAGCGGCUGCGGGAUCGGCAGCAAAGGCGGAAACGAAGCUUACCCUCAACGUGGGCAGCAGCUCUGUUGACGCAGCACUGCUCUCCUUCCAGGCCGUCUUUCCCAACGCCAACAGCAAGCAGGAGGCGGUGCCUCUCGUAACUCUUGCGGGCUGCAGCAGCACUGCAGGAGGAGGAGGGCGAGCUGUCGAUGUGCUUGUUGCUGAAAUGCUCAGGCAGAUGUUUGAGGGAAAAAACAAGGGCAUGCCGCUUUCGGGAGAAUCACGAGCACUGAAAAAGUUAGAGAAGCAGGCAGCCGCGACCAAGACGGUGUUGAGUGCCAGCAAAACGACAUUUGUGAGGGUGGAACGUUUGUACAAGGGCAAGAAUCUGGAAGAGGAGCUGACCCGAGACUCUCUUGAGACACAAAUAGAACAGAGUGAACUGCUUCGCCACCUGCAGGCAGUUCCAGAGGGGGCCCUUGCCUCGGCAGAGCAUACUUUAGAGGAAAUUGAGGAGGUGGAGCUAUUGGGAGGUGGAUUGCGUGUUCCCCGCUUUUUGAAGCACAUCAACGAAUGGGCAGGAAAAGGCAAAACAAAGACGCAUCUCAAUGGAGAUGAGGCGAUGGCAACAGGUGCUGCCUUUGUUGCGGCAAAUAGUACUGCAACGUUUCGAGUUCGGAAGCUGCUCUUACAAGACGGAGCUCCCUAUACGUACUCUCUCCGCUUCCUCGGCUUACAGGAUGAAGAUGAGGCCCAACAGCAGCAAGAUCAAGCCUCACAGCAGCUAGAUGAAACCUCGCAGCAGCAGGAUGGGGGCAGCAAGGUGAAAGUGCUAGUUGCGCCUUUCAAGAGGCUAGCGGGCAGCAAGAGGGUCUCGGUGAGAACUAGGAGUGACUUCGUAGUCCAGCUGCUCGAGGACGAGAAGCUGCUCAGCACCCAUAGCAUCACUGGUGUGCUGGCAGCGCACCAACAGCGGCAGCAGGAUAUCGACAAGGAGAAGCAGCAGCAGCAAGAACAAGAGCAGCAGCAGCGGAUAGAAGACGAUAAGGAAGCUCCCAAGGCAGAGCUGGUGUUCUCCAUUGACUCAGCAGGAGUCAUUGAGCUUACAAAAGCCACUCUUGUCUUCGAGAGAACUACGUACACCCCCGAGCCACAAAAGGAAACACCCGUUGCAACGCCGGAGCAAGCAGAAGGGACAGCAUCAGAUUCUCAUGCAGAAUCAACUGAGGCAGAAAAGAAAUGCGAGGACCCCAACGACCCUGCAUGUGCUUCUAAAGCCAACACCAAGAGCGACUCCAACAGUGGCAACGAUGCGACCAAUAAGGGAAAGCGUGUGGUGCAUACAUUCCGCUAUCCUCUGUCUUACAAGAGUGAGGAAACAGCGCCUGUCCCUCUAACUGCUGAGGAGAAGGCACAACUGAAGGAGUUGUUGCUGCAGCAGGAGGCGCGCAACUUGGCUGCAAAGCAACUGAUAGAGGGACUUAACGCCUUAGAGACAUAUAUCUACUCGGCCAGGGGGCAGUUACUUGAUGGGUCGUUAGAUCGCGUGACAAAUGAGAUCUUCAAGCAGGAUAUGCUUGAAAAAAUUAAGCAAGUCGAAGAGUGGAUUUAUGGCGAGGCAGCAGCAGAUGGUCUGAAGGCAGUGCAAGAGCGGCUCAGUGACCUCAGGGAGACAUUAAAUCCUGUGUACAUGCGGGCAAAGGAGGCAGAGGCGCGUCCUGCCCUGAUCAAUAAAGCUGAUAAAUUGCUGCAGGAUGUGGAGCAAAGACUUGAACAGUAUGCUUCCACCAGGCCCUGGAUACCGGAGGCCAAGAUCUCAGGUGUUCGAACACUGCGCAACGAGCUCUUGCAGUGGUGGGAAGAGGCGAAGCAGAAACAGGCCGACCAAUCGUUGUUGCUGCCGCCAGUCUUCACAGAAGCAGAAGUCCUUUUAAAGCUCAAAGAUCUCCAAAAGAAGAUAAAGGCGCUGGAAGCCAUCCCUAAGCCAACGACAACCACUACCACGACCCCAGCGCCCGCCAAGGAGGAACAAGGGGAAGGGAUGCCGGCAGAGCGCAAACCAGAGGCUGAAGAGACGAAGACUACCGAGGGAGAAAAGGCAGAGACGUCAGGCACAGGCGAGGAGACACAACAACAUCCAAAGGACGAACUUUAA
This is a messenger RNA of Cyclospora cayetanensis, 2913 nucleotides long. RefSeq names its product heat shock 70 kDa protein 17. Gene Ontology annotation, biological process: endoplasmic reticulum unfolded protein response; negative regulation of hypoxia-induced intrinsic apoptotic signaling pathway; cellular response to hypoxia. The transcript has 3 exons. NCBI's taxonomy places the organism in Eukaryota, Apicomplexa, Conoidasida, Eucoccidiorida, Eimeriidae. The coding region runs from base 1 to 2913 and encodes 970 amino acids. Gene Ontology annotation, molecular function: ATP binding; ATP-dependent protein folding chaperone. The record is from RefSeq and is a predicted model, not a curated record. Gene Ontology annotation, cellular component: endoplasmic reticulum chaperone complex.